Messenger RNA from Lethenteron reissneri (Far Eastern brook lamprey), 1669 nucleotides. Its product is annotated as P2X purinoceptor 5-like. Gene Ontology annotation, biological process: calcium ion transmembrane transport; response to ATP. NCBI's taxonomy places the organism in Eukaryota, Metazoa, Chordata, Hyperoartia, Petromyzontiformes, Petromyzontidae. The record is from RefSeq and is a predicted model, not a curated record. Gene Ontology annotation, cellular component: signaling receptor complex; plasma membrane. Gene Ontology annotation, molecular function: extracellularly ATP-gated monoatomic cation channel activity; purinergic nucleotide receptor activity.
GAUGCCCCCACAGGGCACGGACAGCUUCGUGAUCAUCACCAACGUGCUCGAGACGCCCAUGCAGUCGCUCGGAGUGUGUCCCGAGGACCCCGACACUCCCACGGCGCCAUGUUCCAACGACACCAGCUGCCGACCAGGGGAACGAGACCAACUCUACAAUGGAGUGAAGACGGGCCGCUGCUCGGGCAACAGGGGGCAGGGCACGUGUGAGGUGUUCGCCUGGUGCCCCGUGGAGUCCGAGGGACGCAACGCCAAGUACACCCUCUUGGCUGAGGCCGAGAACUUCACCAUCUUCAUCAAGAACAACAUUCGCUUCCCCAAGUUCAACUUCUCCAAGGGCAACCUGCGAGAUAACAUGCCCAAGACCUACCUCCAGUCGUGCAAGCACGACGCCCGGCACAACAACUACUGCCCCAUCUUCCGCCUGGGUGACAUGUUGAAGAGGGCUGGCCUCACCUACCAGAAGUUCUCUAAAAAGGGCGGGGUGCUGGGAGUUCUAAUCAGCUGGACGUGCGACCUGGAUCGCGGCGCGGACUCCUGCAACCCCAUGUACUCAUUCAGACGCCUCGACAACGGGGCGGGCUACAACUUCAGGUACGCGCGCUACCACGUGCUCCCCGGCGGCGUUGAGGCGCGCACGCUCGUCAAGGCGUACGGCAUCCGCGUGGACAUCGUCGUCUCCGGCGAGGCGCGCAAAUUCUACAUCAUCCCCACCAUCAUCAACCUCGCCGCUGCUCUGACCUCUGUCGGGGUGGCCUCGGUGAUUUGUGAUUGGCUGCUGCUGAACACCAUGAGGAGACGCAACAUCUACCGCAUGAGCAAGUUCGAGGAGGUGAACGAGGGCACGGCGCCCAGGGCCGAACUCUCGUCGCUGCCGUCGCGGGAGCUCGCUGGCGGAAAAGCGGACGCGCUCUCCAACGGGUUCUCCACGGACGACUCAAUGCUGUGAGGAGGGCCGCACCGGCCUCCGGGCCGGCCUCCGGACCGGACCGGUUCUUCAUCCGUACGAGAGGAGAUGGCCGCAGGGUGCCGAGUCGUGGACCGGGCGAAUUGGGCGAUUGCGGUUAAAGAGCAGAGAAUUGAAACGCCGUCAAAGGUCAAUAGGUCAACACGACCGGUGCCGUCAAUGUCACCCCACAUCAGCCUCCUUCUACCAGAUCUCGAAUUCGUGGCGAAGGUGACACCGGGCCAACGGUGUCAGCUCUUAUGGCCUCAUCAUCAUCACCUUCAUCACCAUCAUCGCCAUCACCAUCACCAGUGUCUGGCUUGAGUGCUUCCCAUUGAUGGCCGACCUCUGAGUGCCAGUCACGGUGACCCGCCUUCCUCCUCCUCCACCCUGCACACCACGUGUCUCUUCCUCCCAUGGUAACUCCCUCAUCCUGAUGUCUACAACGCUCUGUGGCCACGCUCUAUUCACAGCCUACGAGUUACAUUACCCCGCCCUCCACCCAUCACGACCACGCGUCCCACCCAUCGCGUCCUCCUCCUCUUCCCGCCACGUUCUACUCCAAACCUCCAAAUUGUCUACCCCCAUCCCGCGAUUACAUUCCCAGCCACAUCCACAAACCCGACGUUGCCUCGCAUUAGCGCGGUUUUGCUACGUACGGUGCGAAAAAAAGUGCAACAUGCAUACGUGGCAGUCGUAUAGAACGGGCGGCUCUACUCUACA